AUGAGAGUAAGAAGGACUUUCGACUCUUCAGAUGCCACUUGGGUUUUUUUGCACAGUAUCUUUAUUAAUUUAUUAAUUUCCAAUCGGCAGAAUGAUAAAGAUGCUAAAAUUUUUUCAGAAUAUGGUAACGAUAAGAAUCAAUACGAAUAUUAUAAGAACGACGUCUACGAUGGUGGCUUAAAUUAUUAUAACCCAUCAAAUGAAAAAUCCUACGAUGAUGCAGAUUCCGAAGAUAACGAAAUCGAUGAAAAUAACGAAGAAUAUGAUUUAAACGAUUUAAAUAAUCUCGAAGAAGGUGAUUAUUCUGACGAUUAUAAUUAUAAAGAUUCCCAUUAUGAAGAAAAUUAUGAUGAUUACAAAGAAAAUUACGAUUAUAAAGAUGAUUACAAAGAAAAUUACGAUUAUAAAGAUGAUUACAAAGAAGAUUACAACAAAAAUAAAACUCAAUUAACAACGAAUUUAAACAACAUUGAUAAAUUAAGAGAUGAAGUUGAACCGGCUUUAAUCGAAUGGUACAAAUUAUUAGAAGUGGAAGAUGUCCCAGCAGAUUUAAACACCUACACAAACUACAUAAUAAGUUAUCUCUUAAACGAAACGAUCCCGAUUAAUUUGAAUUCAAAAACUUUAAUCGAUUUAUUAAACGUUUUACUUUUCGACUUAAUCGAUCAAAAUUAUCGAACCAAAAUUAACACGCUUCAAUUUACGAUCGGGCAAGAGUCGAAAAAUGUUAAUAACAAAUUAAAAUCGAUGCGUGUGAUGUGUUAUUACCUCGAUCAAUGUUUGAGGAGUUUGCACGAAAACGUUUAUAAUAACUUUUUAGAGGACGAUUCGGUUUUUGGGUUAAUAAUAAACGUUUUAGAAGGAGACGAUUGCUCAAGAAUCGAUUGUCCCCAUAAAAUCGACGUUUCAUCGUUAGAAAAAAAGAAAUUUUUAAAAAUAAUGCAAGAUAAAUACUCGGUUUUAUCAAAAAGAACCAAAACCUUUUUCCACAUCGCGUUAGAUCUCGAGAUAAUUUCAGAUUUUUUCCGAUCAACACAAUCAGAAAACGUUUUCCCCGAUAAAUUAGUUUAUUUUAAAGAUCGAAACGACAUCCACGUUAAAGCGUUACAAAUUUUAAUCCAAUCCCAAAACGAGCACGUUCCAUUCGAGAUUAAAAUGAGCACCCAAAAUUUAUUAGAAUACUAUUUAGAUAAAGAAUCCCCGAAAUACUUACACUCACUAAAUUUAAUUCAAAUCGGGGCAAUUUUAAAAACGAAAACCUCCGAAAUCCGGAUACAACGCUAUUUGAGUCGGAUAAUCAAAGAAAUUGAGAGAAAACAGAAUGUUUUAUCGCAAAAUUUAUUAAUGCAUUCGUUGGAGUGUGUUAGUUUCGAGGUGUGUAUUAAUAAUCUUGAAGAUGAGAUGUUGAAGGUGCCCCAAAAGAAAUAUUCAGAGUUAAUAAUGAAGUUGUUGUAUCCACCGAUGUGUACGCUUCAAAAAUGUUUUUGGUUAGAUUGUUUAAAAUCGACUAAAAUUAACGGGAUUAUUAAAAAAAUUGAUGAUGAAUUCGAUCGGUUAUUAAAACUCGAUAAAACUUUACCGCUUUGUAUUCGUUUAGAUCUCGAAGUUAUUAGAGAUUUUAUUUCGUUAAAACAAAUUAGGAUUUAUUUGAAUCGAUUCGAACCGGAUCCAACUCAAAAUAUAAUUGUGUCGUUUAUGCUUAGCGUCCCGGAGGAGGUUUUAUUAUCCCAUGGGGUUUAUCAAAGCACGUUGAAUUUUAAAUAUUUCAUCGACAGUUUAAGAAAGCAUCUACCUAAAACGAUAACUCCAAAAGCCGUUGAUAAAUUAGUGGAUCAUUUACUCGAAGCCACGAAUGAUGAAACAGCUAAAUCCGAUAUUUCAGAAUUAAGAACAUCGUUAUCACAAAUUAACAUCCACGAAACAAUUAAUAAUUUAGAAAAUGUUAAUUGUGUUAACAUCCCGAAAUGCGGCGAAAGUCUUUUUAUGGAGUUAAAAAGUAAUUUAAACGAAAACGAUGGGGAGACAACUUUAUUAGAUGUUAUUUUCCCCCCGAGUUGUGUUAAAGCGAAAUGCAUUUGGUAUCCUUUAAUCGAUUAUAUCCCGAUUAGUUUAAUAAUACAAUCACAAAAUUAUUUAGACGAAUUAAUUAAACAACCGAAUGUUCCUGUUAUUGUGAUUUUAAAAGUGAAACACAUCGUUAGUAAAUUAAGGAUUGAAAGGAUUAAAGAGGUCGCUCAUUUAAUUACGACGCAUAAUUUGAUUAAUUCAACUGAUUCUAAAAGUGUUAUUAAACAGUUAUUGGACGAGGUUGCUAAAUUAAACGAAACGGACCCCGAGACUAAAGAGAUGUAUAAAGAAGUCGGGGGUUAUCUAGAAAAUGAUGUUAAUAUCCCGAAGAUAUUUUUAUCGGACGAUGUUAUUUCUUUGCUGGAUUAUAUUUAUGUUUUAAAGAAGAAUUCGAAGAAAAUCGUAGCGGAUAUUAUAAGACAAAUCCAUAUAAUAAGGACUUAUAAGAAACAAAUCGACGUGAUUUUAAAAAAAUGCUCGAUUCGUUGCAUAAAAUUAGGGGCUUGCUGCAAAGAAGUCGUUAAAUGUGGCAAAAAAAUUAAAGAUCCUUACUCGCAUUAUUUAAUAUCACUUUUUGAAAGCGUAAAUGACAACGAUCUUUUAAACCCCGACGUUGAGACAUCCCCCGAAGUAUUUUUACCCAUCAACGAAAUGAUUUUCUUUUUUAAACGAGAAAAAGGCUUCGAUUACGUCCAUUUAGACCUCAACGACGAAGAAACCUUAAAAAUUAUAACCAAUUAUAACUUUAACCCCAACGCGAAGCAUUUAUUUUAUUUCGAAAGUGGAAAUGAUAACAUCAUGAUGGAUUUAGAGGACGAAAAGUUUCGGGAUAUCAUCAAAAAUUACGAUACAAAUAAAAGAAUCGUCGAUGUAUCUUAUGUAACGACGUUAAUUAUUUUUAUUCCUACGAAAUUCCAAAGGAUGGAAGCUUUAAAGUUCGAUUUUAACAAAGAGGACACUUGGAUUAUUUUGCGGGAUUUAUCAAAGCGCUCGAUUGAGCACCCAGAAAAACCUUUAGUGGAGUUUAGGGAUAUUAAUAAAAAAAGUUAUAAACUUUAUAUUGAUUUAAACGCUUAUGAGGAUGUUUUUGAGAUAUUAAAAGCUUCGAUUGAUGUGGUUUCCCCUAAAGAUUAUAUUUAUGUGUUACCAUUCCCUAGUGUUGUUGGGGCACCUUGGUAUUCAGUUAUUUUUGGGGAAAAAUCAUUUUUAAUUUGGAAAGUCCUCAAUGAGUUUAGCACGAAAGAGUGCUUAAAUAAGCCAACCCCUGUUGCGACGAAACCCGGGGGUUUUUUAAAAAUAUCAUUCACUGUAAGCUCGGAGGGUAAUAUUAAAUCAUUAAUGGGGAUUAAAAGAACUUAUCCAUUAAUAGAUCCUUAUGUUAACGAAACCCGGCAUGUUUUUUAUUGCGAAAACUUAGUCACGGGGAAAAUCACCGUUUUAGAAUUCGAUUUGCGCGACCAAAUCGCGCUCCAAUUAAUAAAAAGGAUGUCGAACGCGUGGGAGAAGAACCGAAACAUCACCGAUAACCGAGCCACGGUUUAUGUUAAAAAUCAAAGGGGUAAAUACAUUUACCUCUAUUUAAACUUCGACGACAUGGACCCCCAAUUAAUCAAGCACAUCGCACAAGAUAAAAUAAAAGUCGAAGAAUACAACGAUUACAAAAACGUAUCUUACAUAAUCGUAGCCCCAAAAUCCCCCGGCUCAAAAUUCUUCACCAUAUUAUUACCCGAAAUCAAAGAAGUUUCGAACGAGCUAAAAAAAAUCGGGGAAAAUCCCAACUUAAAGGGGCCAUACUCAAUAAUAAAUGUGCCGAUUGAGCCGGCUCAACCCCUCUUUAUCAACUUUAACGACCCAUUAACUAAGCGACUUUUAUGGGCGGAAGCUUCAAAACCCUUUUUACAACCGAUUUCGCCCACAUCAUUAACAACCCCCGAUAACAAAACGAUAAUUGCGAUGAUAAUCCCGAAUCGGGGUGACCCAAAAAACCCGAUGCAACCGAUUCUAUUCGACGACAAACCCAGCAUUUAUAAAAAAAUAAAACAUCUUAACGAACCCAACAACACCAACGCGGUUACAAUCCCUUUUAAAUCCGGGGAACCCCUAAAAAUCAACAUUUUUAACCCAAAGGUUGCAAAAAUUUUAACGAAACUCCCCGAACCCGAUCUUAACCCCGAUAAAGUCAUAAUAACCGAUUUUAAUAAAAUCGCCCCAAUCGACUCUUUCAGAUCAUUUUAUGGGGUACAAUCUUUAAGUACCAUCCCAAUUUACGAAGAUGAAACUAAAAAGUUAUUAUAUAUCCGAGGUACGGAUCAAAAAGUUUUCGAUAAAAUCGUAAAUAUUUGUCAAGGAACUCAUAAAAAUUCAGCGACGAUUUUUAUAACCCGCCCUGAUAGAGAACGCGACGAAAUUUAUUGCAAAUUAGAUAACCCCCACGUAAUUCAAGCAUUAAAAGAUGUCUCGUCAAAAAUCGAAAUCCUCCCCGAUCCGGGAACCGUUUUUCUCGUCGUUUUAACCGACGAAAUCGGGCAAUUAAAACACCAUUUAAUCCAUAUAGGACCGAAGGAUAUGAUGAAAAAUAUGGAGAAAAUUACGAUGAAUGUGCGAGAAGAUUCCGCGACGAAAAACGCGAUUUAUUACAGCGAUUUAAAUCGGGAGGCGAAAACUUUUUUGAUGGAUUAUGAUUAUUAUAAUGGUUAUAUCGAAGAUGAUUAUGCUCCGAGUUUAAUCGAAAUGGUUGAUAAAACUAGCUCGGAUUUAGCCCCAACUAAAUUAAUUAACCCGAAAGGAGGGUUACCUUUAAUUUGUUUUUACAUCAUGACAUCCCCCGAUGAUUUUAUUAACAUCCCGGAACCCCCAAAAGAAAUUAUUAACGAAAAAAAACCAACGAUUCAUCCCGAUGAUUUAUGGAAUUCUUUUACAACACCCAGCUUUUUAGAAUCAACAAAAGAAUACGAUUAUUAUUUAAUUAACGAGGAUUAUAACAAGAAAGAAAUCGAGGAUUAUUUCGAUUUCGAUCAAUAUAAUUACGAGUAUAACUAUCAAGAUGAUCAAAAAAAAGAAUUCGAUGAUAAUUAUUUUAUUGUUAGCACCGUCGAUCCGGAGGAACAUCUUAAAUUUUUUACAACACCCAAAGUUUAUGAAAAAAACAAUGAAGAGGUUGCCACUCAAUCUUUUCAGUUUAAUACGGAUGGUGAACUUUUUACCACUUCGAUUCCAACCGAGUCAACAACUCAUUAUGUUUAUUAUUUUGAGCAUAUUGAUGAUUAUAAUGUACCAAACGAAUCAUAUUAUGAUUAUGUUAAUAAAAAUGAAGAUUUUGAGGAAAGUGGUGAUUAUAAUGUACCAAAUGAAUCAUAUAAUAAUUAUAUUAAUCAAAAUGAGGAUUUUGAGGAAAGUGGUGAUUAUAUUGAAUCAUAUUAUGAUGAUAAAAAUGAAGAUUUUGAAGAAAGUGGUGAUUAUAAUGAUAAUUAUUAUGAUUAUGGUGAUUCUGAUGAUUAUAAUGUACCAAAUGAGGAUGAAGAUUAUGAAGAAAAUGGUGAUUAUGAAGAUUAUAAUAAAAAUUAUGAUUAUGAUCUUGAAAAAAAUAAAGAGGGUAUAACUGAAAAUCGUGAAAAUACUAAAAAUGCAAACGAACCUGAAACUUUAUAUAUAGAAUAUGGUGGUGAAUAUGCUUAUAAUGAAGAAAAAAAGUACUCUCAUGUUUAUACAAAAAGUGAAAAAACGAAUUAUGAAGAUGAUUAUUAUGAAGGAAGUGAUUAUUAUGAAGGGGAAAGUUAUUAUUUUGAAGAAAAUACGAUUUAUAAUAAAAGUUAUCAUUAUGAAACAACUUAUCAAGAUUAUGAUUAUUAUGAAGGUGAUUACUAUGAAGAUGAUUAUUAUGAAGAUGAUUACUAUGAAGGUGAUUAUUAUGAUGAUGAUUAUUAUGAAGAUGAUUAUUAUGAAGAUGAAGAAAGUUAUGAACACGAUUUAAAUCAUAAUAAUUAUUUACAUGGUACUCAUGAAUUCGAAGAUGAUUAUGAAGAAGAUGAUUAUGAAGAAGAAAGUUAUGAACAUGAAGAGUACCAUAAUAAUUUCUUACAUGGUGUUCAUGAAUCAGAAUAUCAUUACGAAGAAGACUAUGAAGAUGAACACCAAGAAGAUGAUUAUUACGAAGAAGAUGAUUUCGAACACGAUUUACACCACGGAAAUGGCCUACAUGGUAUUCAUCAAUUAGGAAAUGAUCAUCAUUAUAAAAGAAAAAUGAAACAAAUUGAAGAUGAAGACGAAGAAUCUGGAGAUGAAUUAUAUAACGAUGAAAAAGAAUCAUAUAACGAUGAAGAAGAAUCUGGUGAUGAAUCAUAUAACGAUGAAGAAGAAUCUGGAGAUGAAUCAUAUGAUAAUGAGGAAGAAUCUGGUGAUGAAGAAAAUUAUGAUGAAGAUGAGGAAUCUGGGGGACAACAAAUUGAUGAAGAAGAAUCUGGGGAAGAAGAAAAUGAUGAAGAACAAAGUGGUGAAGAAGAAUCUGAAGAAGAAGAAUUAGAGGAAAAACAAAGUGGUGAAGAAGAAUCUGGUGAUGAAAUAAAUCUCGAAUACGAAGAAUCUGGUGAGCAACGAAAUGAUGAUGAUGCUGAAUCAGGAAAUGAUGAUAUCGAAGAACUUGGUGUUGAACAUUUCGUUGAUGAUGAAGAAUCAGAUGAAGAAAAUAAAGAAGACGACGAACAAUCAGGAGAAGACCAAAUUUCUAAUGACAUAGAAUCUGGAGAAGAACAAAAUGUUGAUGUUGAAGAAACUGAUGGAGAUGGAGAAUCAGGUGAAGAAGAAGGAAACGUAAAUGAAGAAGAUCAAAGUGGUCAUAUGGAAAGAAAUGUUCAAGAUGAAGAAUCGGGAGAAGAAAGAACAGCUGAGGGUGAUGAAUCUGUGGAAGAAGAAAGAGGUGAUGAUGAAGGAUCUGGUGAAGAAAAAAGUAUUGAGGAUGAAACAGAACAAAAUGGAGAGAACAAAGAAAGUGGGGAAGAGAGAAAUGAUAAUAAAGGAUCUGGAGAAGAAAAAAGUAUUGAGGAUGAAACAGAACAAAAUGGCGAAAACAAAGAAAGUGGGGAAGAAAGAAAUGAUAAUGAAGGAUCUGGAGAAGAAAGAAAUGAUAAUGAAGGAUCUGGAGAAGAAAGAAAUGAUAAUGAAUCAUCUGGAGAAGAAAGAAAUGAUAAUGAAUCAUCUGGAGAAGAAGAAAACAACAAAGAAAAUGGAAAUGAAGAACGUGGUGAUGAUGAAUCAAGCCCAGAAAAUGAAGGAGACUCAUCUGGCGAAGAAAGAAGUGCAGAAGAAACUACUACAACAACUGAAGGAUUAACAACCAUUAAAGAAGUUGAAAAUGAAAGUGUAAGAAGUGAUGAUUCAGCAACGGAAUCUGCAACAUCUAAAGAUGAAGUUACAAAUCCUGGGGAAACUACAAUUUCACCCACAACGGUUCCAGCAAGAAGAAAACGUCAAAUUUCGAGUGAAAAUCUUCAAAUUAAGCCAAGAAGAAAACGUGCCAUUUUAAAAAGAAAAUUAGUAAAAAGAGUUAAACGCGGUUUAGACUCAGGUGAUUUAAAAAAGGUAAACAUAAAAAGUUUAAAGAUUACAAAAAGAAGUAUUACAACACAAAAUAACGAUGAGCUUACACAAAAAAAAGAAGAAUUAACAAAAACAACGGUUUGUAUCGAUCAAGAAGACCCACAAAGUAGAAACACAAUUCUAUCAUUAAACGACCCUAAUAAUUUAGACGCAAUAAAGAUUAUUUUGAAUAGUAGAACCGGCGAAAACACGAUUGUAUUUUUAAAGAAGGACGAUCCCAAAACGAAAAGAGAAUUGAUUCAAUUAACCAAAAAAAUACCUUCAUCAAGAGUACCAGCUACGAAUCUCGGGAAUUUAGUCACUUUGAAUUUAAAAGAUUCCGAAAAUACUUUGUAUAGGGUAACUUUAGAUACAUUAAGACCCGAAACUGUUAAAGUUUUAAAAGAAAUUACUUAUUCAGCUCCUAAAACCGCGCCGAAAGCCAUCUUUAACGGCCCAGCUUACGAAAAUUACAUCGUUAGCAUCGAUGGUGACAACGAUCAGGUGGUCCAUACGGUUUUAACGACCGCCAUAAACUCGGAAAUAAUCGUUGGGGAUGUUAAUUCGGGUUAUGGGGUUUUAAUUUAUCCCCCCCAUAUUAUUAACAUGAAUAAUCCGGGGGUUAGGGAGGAGUUGUUGAAAUUGCCGGAUGUGAAAUCGGAAAAUUGUGGGGUUGUAACGGUUACAAUUCCUGAUAAAAACGGAGUUAAACGAGUUAAAAAAAUCGAUAUGGACGAUUUAAGAACUUUGAAUAUUGUGGAACAAUUAAAUGUUUUUACACCAACGAAUUUGGAGGUUUUAGAAAUCCCUAGUGGGAAAUUUGGGUAUCCUUAUUUAAUAGUAAGCGUGGAUGAUGAGCAAGGGAGAUCGAGGUGUGUUAUUUUAGACACGAAUAACGAGAAGAUCGUGGAUGCUUUGAUCCAAUUAGCGGGAUAUUCGAAUCAUCAUAGUAGUUUUCUUAAUCUCCACGAUAGUCAUGGAAAUAAAAAGAAGUUAUAUUUGGAUUUUUCGGAUAAUUUGGUGAAAAAUCGCCUUCAAGAACUCGGAUUGAAGUCGCAACUCCCUCAAACUUUGCUUGCAAAUAUUCCGAGUAAAUAUCCCAAACAACUUUUGAUUCCUAUUAAUAAGAUGAAUUCUCAAACGUUAAUUGUUAAAUGCGAUGUGACUAAAUGGAGUGUGGUUAAUGAGUUGUUGAGAAUCCCGGGGAAAUGUACUAGGAGGACUCCGGGAACUGCUUUUCAUAUUUUAUCGCCUUUGACGAAUAAACCAAUUACGAUUUAUUAUGAUUUGCAAUUUAGUGUUACUAUAAAGAGGUUGAAACAAAUUUGCGGGGCUCUUUUAAUCCAGCCGGAUCCGAAUUCUUUGAUUAUAAUCCAAAUAAAACCUGAGGGGGAAUCAAAAUUGAUCGCGUUGGACCCGAAUCACGGCCCAGUUAUUGGAUUAAUUAAUCGAUUACACCAAAUCAUCGAUAUAAAAUCAAAAGUACAUUUAAUGCAUUUAAUCGGAGAUGACGAAAUCAACGGCGGAUUUAAGUUCAAUUUAAACGACCCCUUAGCAAUGCAAACCAUCAUUAAGGAGCUCCAAUCAGGAUUUUUGAUUUACAUGUCUCCCCCGAUACAAAAAAAUAACCUAUUAAUACUUACAAUUGAAAUUGAAGAUGGGUUAUACGGCCAAUUAAUCUUAGACAUUUCUGAUAAUAACGUAAUUGAAACGCUACAACGAUUAGAUGACCCAGAAAAUCCUGAUGCGAUUCUCGUCGAUUUCAUCGUCGAUGGGAAAUUCGUUGUGGUUCACCUCGAUUUAACCGAUAUAAGAAUAAUCGAAACGAUUGCUGUAAUCACAGCGAAAGAGUUACCCAAAAAUCCUUCCCCACAAAUCGAACCGAGCAAACCAAAAAAUUACCAAGACGAUAAAUACACAAAAAACCCCGAAGAAAUAGAGCAAGAUAGAAAUAUGAUUGAAUUAAACGAAACACCCGACGAAAAUAUCAGCAACACUUGGUUCGACCCUAUCGAUAAAGACGAAUAUCAAUUAAUAAUUUGUUUCGUCGAUAUCCUCGGACACACCGUGAUGUUGCAUUUCAAUUUAAACGAACCGGAAGUCGUUGAAACGCUCUUCGAGGAGGCGGCGAAAUCCGACGUGUUUCACUCGAGGGUUAAAAUAAUAUUAAAAAAUUCUUCGGGCGAAUUAAAAGAAAUUUAUUUAUCCACCAACGAUGAGAAAUCAUUGAAUCGAUUAAAAGACAUCGCGUUUCGCGUCGAAUACAUCCCAGAUCCCGGAUCGUUAAUUCAUAUGCAAUUAACCGAUGAGAAAGUGGGAAUUCGCGAAAUCGUUAUUUUAGAUUUGAUGAAUAAAGAAGUCGUCGAUGAGCUUUUGGAGAUUUCCGCGAAAACUAAAUUGCAAGAAUCGACGCAUCUCUUCACGAUUAAUAAACGCGAUUUCGUUAAAUUAAUUAAACUCAACAUGAAAGAUGAAGAACAAUUAUUAACGGUUAAAAAGUUGAAAUUAAAAACGCCGAGUUUUAUUAGACCGGUGGAGGUUCCAAAUCCAUUUGGGAACGUUCCGUUUAUUUCAUUCACAAUUUUAGACCCAUACAAAGAUAAUUUGCAAAUUAUUUUAGACAUGGGUAAUAACGAAGUUAUAAACACCUUAAAUAAGCUUCACAACACUUCAGCGACGUUUCCUUUAGAAAUUAAAUUCAUCAACGUUCGUCGAGAAAAAGAAAUUUUUAUCUUAGAUAUAAGCCAAUCGGAAGUAACGAAAGCUUUAAACAAAUUAUCGAGUACAAUUCAACUUCCUCGAGAUGCAAUGAAAAACUUCCCGGUUUUAAACGCCGGGUUAUUAACAACUUUAACUUUACCAAUAGAAUCGGAUAAUGGGAGAACCGACACUUAUAUCUUCGACGUGUCCCAACCCGAAGUUUUUAAUAACUUAUUAGAACGCAGUAGGAAAACGCCUAAAAUAAAAUUAGGGGUCUUACUUUACAUUCCGGAUGAAUUAAAAGUAACCGUUGUUAUCAGAUUUGAUUUAGAAGAUAAAGCGAAUCCCGGAUCGAAAAUUGUUGCGACACAAUUAGAUCAUAAAUCAAUCAUAGCAUUUAUGGUAAAAACCUACGAAGAUUUAACAGAAAUAAUCGUUUUAGAUCGAAGUGUAAAAAUCGUUUAUGACACCCUAAUAACAUUAUCGAAAGAAAAAAUCCCACCGCCUUAUUCAUUCUUUAAUUUACACCACUUUGAUGGUUACCCAAUUGAAAUCCGGAUUAAUUUGCAAAAUGAUUCAACCGUUGAGAAAUUAAGAAGUCUUCAAGAAUACACGAGCAAGCCGUUUAAACCUAUCAAGAUUUCAAGCACUUUGGGGAAUAAACCAGUUACGAUUUUAACGAUUCCAACUCAAAAUAAUCCUUUCCAACCCAUCAUUAUUAACAGUAAUGAUGAGGAAUUUAUGGGAGAUCUCAGAAAUUUAUUGGACGAAGUAAUCGAAACGAAUAUUUUAAAUCCCGUUGAAAUUAUCAUCGAAAACCUCGAUAUUGUUUUAACAAAUCGAAAAGUUUUAAAUUAUUUAGAAACAAUUUCCGAAAAUUGCCCCGUUCAACAAACGCCGUUAAUGCAGAUACCCGAUUAUUUAUAUUUAACCGUUAUGGACGUUGAGUUCCAUUUACUUAAGUUGCAACUAGAUUUUAUGGAUCACAUCGUUUUGGAUGGAUUGAUUAAGAUAUCGAAGGAAACACAAACUAAUACGAUGGUGGCCCAAGCGAAUGUUUUAGAUACAAGAACUAAAACCGUUUUCUUAUUUAAAUAUCAACCGGCAAAUCAAAGAAUCGUUCAUCAACUUAUAACUUUAUCGAUUCGAAAUGUUUAUCCUAGCAGAAUUUCAAUCCGACCACCAAAUGGACAUCUUGAAUAUUAUAUUUAUUCAAUCCCUUGGAGAUUAGCCCCAAAAAAUCUUAACGCAACUUUAAAUCCAAACGAUGGAAACGUAAUUUACUCAGCAUUGGAAGCAUCAAAAACCGUUUCGGCAUCAUCAAUACCAAAACUCCACUUCAGAAACAUUAAUCGUCAAAAAAUCCGGAUAAACAUGAACAUGAACUGUUUAGAACCCCUAAGCGCACUAAGCCAAAUUAAAAUCGACCCGAUUAUUGUAAUUCCCGCUUAUGGAAGAGCACCUCUCCUUAGUAUUAUGGUCCAAAGAGAUAUUAAUCAGUACGCAAUCACGAUUAACCCAAACGAUGAACAAACCCUUAGAGAAUUAGAAAGAGUUGGAUCUAACGAUAACACCAACGCUACAACGAUUACUUUUUUUAUUCGAAAACGCGAAAAAAUUCAUGUCUAUUUAGAUUUUAAUGAUGAUAAAGUUUUGGAAAGUUUGCAAAUUUUAACGAAAAGAUCUCCAAUUAAAAUUGUACCAUUCAGACAUCGUUACCCAGUUAUUAAAGCAACCACUCCUGAUAAUGUCGCGUUAAUUUUAGACACUCACAACAAACAUGUAAUUAAUAAGUUGGUGAAGUUAUCGAAAUUUUUUGAUGAUAGUUUAACAGAAAUUGAGCUUAGAGAUAAAAGGGGCGUUGUUAUGCCGGUUUGGAUUCCUUUAAUUCCUGGAGUUAUGAUCCCUAAUGUUGAGGAGGAAGAUGAGAAAGGUGAUUUUCAACCUUGGUUGCAACCAUCUUCAAUUAAUUUAGAUGAAUUUGAUGAGUAUGGAAGUGGUUAUGAUGAUGAUUAUGAUAAAAAUGAUUUUGAUUAUUAUGAUAAUUACAAAGACGGAUUAGAUGAUGUUGAAAUUUUGGAAGAAUAUGAUUUUGAUGAUGAUUAUGAGGAUGUUUAUGAAGAAAAUGAUUAUGAAAAUGAUGAUAAUAAGGUUUAUAUGAAUUUUGAUGAUAAUGAUAACCCACUUUAUGAUGUGAAUGAUUAUAGUUUUAUCAAACAAAAUAGGCGGGGGUUAAAUGGCGAUGAUUUUGUUCCUCCUGAGCUUGAAGAAACUUUUUAUGGGGAUUUAACACAAAAAAGUGUUACUCAAGAAGUUCAGGAACUAACUGAACCUCCAAGGACUAAAGUUUCUAGUAAUUUAAGUAAUUUGUAUUAUAGUGAUAAUAAUCAAAUUAAUAAUAAUUAUCUCCAAUAUCCUUAUUAUCAACAAUAUCCUUAUUAUCAACAAUAUAAUCAAUAUCCUUAUUAUCAACAAUAUAAUCAAUAUCCUUAUUAUCAACAAUAUAAUCAGUAUCCACAAUAUCCUUUUUACCAACAAUAUAAUCAAUAUCCAUAUUAUCAACAAUAUAAUCAAUAUCCUUAUUCACAAAAUCCGGUAUAUAACCUUUAUAAUUCUUAUUAUACGUAUCCAAAUUAUCAAAAUUAUCCAAAUUAUGAUAAUAAGGAACCAGAAAUGUAUGUAAGCUCUGAUUCGAUAUCUAACGACAUUCUUAAAUAUAUUAAAGAUAAAUAUAAAGCAAGUGGUGAUUAUGAAAUUAACAUUUUUGAUGAUGAAAAUAAUGAGGAAAGCGGAAAUGAUUACUUUGAAGAUGAGUAUGAUAACUAUGAAGACGAUUAUGAAGAGUAUGAUAUAGUUUCUUUUGAUUAUGAUGAAGAUGAGGAAAGCGAAAUUGAUGCCUAUGAUGAUGAUGACUACAAGAAAGAUGUUUAUGAUGAUAAUUAUUACGAAGAUGAUCUUAAAAACGAGGUUGAUAACAAUUAUUACGAAGAUGAUGAUGAUUAUUACGAAGAUGAUGAUGAUUAUUACGAAGAUGAUCUUAAAAACGAGGUUGAUAACAAUUAUUACGAAGAUAAUGAUGAUUAUUACGAAGAUGAUGAUGAUUAUUACGAAGAUGAUGAUGAUUAUUACGAAGAUAAUGAUGAUUAUUACGAAGAUGUUGAUGAUUACGACGAAGAUGACGACGACGACUGGUUUAUGAUUGGUGAUUACUCCAAUUUGUUAAAAAAAAGAGAGAUAUCAGAUUCAGACGCAUCAAUUUAUGAUGAUUUUGAUGAUAAUUACGAAUCAAUUGAUGAAGAAAACGAUUAUUAUGAGGCAUUAGCUAGAGACGGUGAAGAUGAAGAAGAAGACUAUGAUUAUGAGUCAUCAGCUAUAGACGAUGAAGAAGAAGAAGACGAUGAUUAUGAGUCAUCAGCUAUAGAAGAUGAAGAAGAAAACGAUGAUGAUGAAGAAUCUGGAGAAGAAAUAGAAAGUGGAUUUGAAUUAGACGAAGAAAUUGAAUCAGAAGAAGAUGUUGAAAGCGGUUUUGAAUCUGGUGAAUCGGAAGAAAUAGACGAUGACGAAGAAUGGAGUGGCAAAAAAAGAGAUGCGGAUGAAGAAGAGAUUGAAAGUGGGUUUGAUUUAGAAGAAGACAUUGAAAAUGAAGCCGAAUCCGGGGAAGAUGUAGAAAGUGGGUUUGAAUCAGAAGAAAUAAUAGAAAGUGGUUUUGAAGAAUUUGAUUCUGGAGAAGAUAACGAAAUUGAUAUCAUUGAAGAAGAAUCUAGCGGUAAAGAAAGAUCAAAUGAAGAAGAUGAAGAAGAAAGCGAAGAUGAAAAUAAAGAAAGAACUGAUCAUGAAGGAUCAAGCGAUGAAGAAAGAUCAAAUAAUGAAGAUGAAAGCGGAGAUGUAAGUAAUGAAAAUAAAGAAAGAAGUGAUGAUGAAGAAUCAAGUGGUAAAAAAAGAUCAAGUGAAGAAGAUGAGGAAGAAAGCGGAGAUGUAAGCAAUGAAAAUAAAGAAAGAACUGAUGAGGAAUCAAGUGGUAAAGAAAGAUCAAAUGAAGAAGGUGAGGAAGAAAGCGGAGAUGUAAGUAAUGAAAAUAAAGAAAGAACUGAUAAUGAAGAAUCAAGUGGUAAAGAAAGAUCAAAUGAAGAAGAUGGCGAAGAAAGCGGAGAUGUAAGUAAUGAAAAUAAAGAAAGAACUGAUAAUGAAGAAUCAAGCGGUGAAGAAAGAUCAAAUGAAAACGAAACAACAGAUAACGUAGAAAGAUCUGAUGAAUCAACCGAAUCAAAUCGAAGUAUUGAAGAAGAAAAAGAAGUUUCCGAAAGAAACAUAGAAGAAUCAACAACUAUCAAAGAUGAUGAAUCAUCCUCAAGCAACGAAAAUGAUUCAUCCUCCGAAAGAAGUAUAUUAGAAACAACAUUAGAAAAUUCAUCCCCACCUCCAACAACAACCUCACCGCCAGAAACAAAGCGACGAAAACGAAGUAGACGCGUAAAAAGAGAUUUGAAUCAAGAUUAUGAAGCUGAGUUUGAGGAGAUGGCCCGAAAACAACGCGACAUCGCCUUGGUCCAAACCGAACUUCACGAUUUAAAAAUGUUUUAUCAAAUAUCCGAGGUUUUCGUGAAUUUCCAAUUGAAUCAGCCGGUUUAUCGGUGUCCGAUUCGCGUUUUACCCCCGCACGGGCAAUAUCCCUUGGUUUUUACCCAUAUAAAAUACACAAACUUACCAAGUAAAAAUCGAAUUCCCCCAUUAACCAUCGAUAUAAAUAAUAUAGAAACGUUAAAAACGUUGAGGAAUAUUUCUGAUAACGUCGAUCUUUCACUACCGUAUUCGUUGAUUGAAAUUCCUGAUACGGAUGGGAAUAUUCUUGGUUUUCGGGUUGAUUUUAACAACGUCCAGGAAUUAGGGGGGUUAAUCGAGCAAUCGAAUAAGGAUAUUUUGGGGUUUGAGCCGCAAGGGAAUGGAUUUCCUGUUGUUAUUAUUAAGUACCCCGAAGGAGAUGUUCGUUUGGAUUUGAAGGAUGAUAAAAUUGUUGAGAUGUUGAGGAAUCUAUCGUCGGAUUCGAUCAAUGCUUAUUGGUUGCAGAUUAAUCACGGAACUGAGUUCGAAAUUUUCCGGAUUGAUUUGAAGAGAGAUGCUCAAAAAAUUAAACACAAUUCGGAAUUAAAUUUGAAAUUACCGCCAGUUACGAGACCUCCACCUCUCCCACCUGGAAUCGUCACCGUUUUUAAAACUCAAACACCACCGAUGGAAGUAAUCACUGAAAGUAUUCCGUACGAAACCGAGUAUUACCAGUCAAUAGAUGAGCACCAUCUCGAAGAGCACUAUCAAGAAUAUAACACCUACGUUUAUGAGAUUGACGAUGAGGAUGGGGAAUUUUUUGAUGAAGAUGAAGAUUACAAAAAAAUUUCUUUGGAAUACACCUACAAAGAAGAUAUUCAAUACAACUAUAAUUAUCAUUACGAAACGAUUUAUUAUCAAUACGACGAAUACGGCCAAUUACAUAAAAUUGAUCCGUCGUCGCAAGAAUUUAAAGUAAUCGAACCCGAACAUGGGCAUAAAGUAUUCGUCCCUAGUUAUUAUUAUUACGACCAAGAAGAAAAUAAUUUUAAUUUGUACCAAGGUCAAUAUUAUAGCGAAGAGGAGUACAGUCAAGAGUAUGGCGAUAACGAAUAUUUGGGAAAUCAAAAUAAAGAUCUAGAAAAAUCUCCAGGCGAAUCAAUUCAACCUCAAAUUGAUGAAUCUGGUGGUGAUUAUGCCGGAUAUGAUUAUCCAGAAAUUAAUAAUCCAAAUAAUAAUAUGAGUUCUAUAACUAUGACUGAUGAAUCUGAUGAUGAUUAUCUUGAUAAUAAUCCAGAAGAUGGAAAAUCUUCGGCUGUUUAUGAUCAUAAUGAAGAUCCACAAAAAGUGUCGAUUGGGGUACCAGAAUCUCUAGAAUCGCAAUCCAAAGUACUUUCGGAAAUUUUGACAAGACCAAAACAACCCGGAAGUAAUGAAUAUGAUCCAGGCGAAUCAAUUCAACCUCAAAUUGAUUAUCCUGAUGCCGAAUAUGAUUAUCUAGAGUAUCCAAUUGGUCCAGAAAUUAAUAAUCCAAAUAAUAAUAUGGGUUCUAUAACUACGGCUGAAGAAUCUGAUGAUGAUUAUCUUGAUAAUAAUCCAGAAGAUGGAAAAUCUUCGGCUGUUUAUGAUCAUAAUGAAGAUCCACAAAAAGUAUCGAUUGGUGUACCAGAAUCUCUAGAAUCGCAAUCGAAAGUACUUUCGGAAAUUUUGACAAGACCAAAACAACCUGGAAGUAAUGAAUAUGAUCCAGGCGAAUCAAUUCAACCUCAAAUUAAUUAUCCUGAUGCCGGAUAUGAUUAUCCAGAAAUUAAUAAUCCAAAUAAUAAUAUGGGUUCUAUAACUAUGACUGAAGAAUCUGAUGAUUAUCUUGAUAAUAAUGAAGAUAGUUAUCCGCAAGAUCUAAAUAAUUACUCUGAUGAUGAAAAUAUCAAUCCCAAUGAAUCAAUUGAUCCUGAAAUUAAUUAUCCAAAUGGUAUAAUAAAUAAUGGUGAUGAAUCUGAUGAUGAUUAUCUUAAUAAUAAUGAAAAUGGUUAUCCACAAGAUCUAAAUAAUUAUUCUGAUGGAGGAAAUAUUGAUGCAGAUGAUGAAAAUAUUAAUCCUGAAGAUCCAAUGAAUCCUCAAAUUGAUUAUCCAGAUGAUAAUGUUGGUGUCAUAAAUAAUGGUGAUGAAUCUGAUGAUGAUUAUCUUAAUAAUAAUGAAGACGGUUAUCCACAAGAUCUAAAUAAUUAUUCUGAUGGAGGAAAUAUUGAUGCUGAUGAUGAAAAUAUUAAUCCUGAGGAUCCAAUUAAUCCUCAAAUUAAUUAUCCAGAUGAUAAUGUUGGUGUCAUAAGUAAUGGUGAUGAAUCUGAUGAUGAUUAUCUUAAUAAUAAUGAAGAUGGUUAUCCACAAGAUCUAAAUAAUUAUUCUGAUGGAGGAAAUAUUGAUUCUGAUGAGUCAAUUGAUCCUCAAAGUAAUUAUCCAGAUGAUAAUACGAGUAUAAUAAAUAAUGGUGAUGAAUUUGAUGAUGAUUAUCUUAAUAAUAAUGAACAUGCUUAUCCACAAGAUCUUAAUAAUUACCCAGAUAAUGAAAAUAUUAAUGUGGAUGACCAAAUUGAUCCUCAAAUUAAUUACCCAGAUGAUAACAUGAAUUCAAUAUCUAUGACUGAAGAAUCUGAUUAUGAUUAUCUAAAUAAUAUUAAAGAUGAUUAUCCACAAGGUCUAAAUAAUUACCCUGAUGCUGAAAAUAUUAAUCCUGAUGAGUCAAUUGAUCUUCAAAGUAAUUAUCCAGAUGAUAAUACGAGUAUAUCUGAUGAUUAUCAUAAUAAUAAUAAUCCAGGUGAUGAAAAUAUUAAUCCUGAAGAUUUAAGUGAUCCUGAAAUGAAUUAUGUGAAUACAAUAAAUGAAAAUAAUAAAAAUGAUUACCCACAAGAAAAUAACGACUACAAUAAUGAUCAAAAUCAACAACAAACAUUAUCUGGUUCUCCAGAAUCCCAUCAAUCUCACUCAAACAUAUUAUCAAAAGCUGUAACAAAACCAGAUGAAUUGAUUAAUCAAGAAGAUAACAACGAAAUCGACCCAGAAUACAAAGAACAAUAUCUCGAUCCAAUUCCCACCGAAGAUUACGAUAAAACAUUCAACGAAAAUGACGAUUACUCUCCAACGGAAAACUACCACGAAUACAAUCAACUUUCAUCGGAUCAAAUUUCUCAAAAUCAAAAACCAGGUAUUAAUGAAGAUUAUCUCUAUGAUGCGCAAAGUCUUAACGUUGCUCCGAGUCCGUGGAAAUCUAAAACGAAAAUGGAUAUAAGAAAACCGGAUGGUGGUGAUGGCGAUAAGUAUUUGGAAAGUGUGGAGGUUAAUGAGAAAGAAUAUGAUGAUGAUUCGAAUGGGGAUGAAUACGAUGAUGAUUUGCACGAAGAAGAUGCUAAUGAAAACGAUCUUGAUUAUGAAAGUUAUGAUAACAAAGAUGAACGAGAUGGCGAUUAUUUUAUUCAACAAGAUGAGAGAACACAAAGUCAUGAAUAUGAGACAUAUGAUAAACCACAACCUCCUCCAGUAGAAAUGGUUACUGGGCCAACUUUUGAAUAUCGUUCAGUUGUACCACAAAUUCCCGAGGAUAAUCCUCGUCCAGAAAACACCUACAAUCCAUUUUACUCUUCAUUCGAAUAUAAAGGAGCCGAUGAAGUAAAAUACAACAUAACAAUCGACACCAACAACCAAGAACUUAUGAUAAUGUUAAAAGCUUUCAGUGAAGAAAGCACCGAAAGUUUAGACACAACAAGUCCCGCGAUAUCCAUAGCUAAUCUCGUUUUAGAACAAGGCAUGGAAAUUCCAUUAUCAUUCAAUACUUGGGAUCCAAGAACUUUAGACGUUCUUAUUGACGCCACCGUUAAAUCGACGGGGAGAUACCCGAAUUCAGAUAAAGUUGUUGCUGUUAAAACAAUGUUCCAUUUUAGCUUUACAGAUAAAUACGGAAGGCGUCAUUCAUAUUCGAUUGAUACGAGUAAUAAGGAUGUUAUAUUUAAAUUAAAAGAGUUAGAAAAACGUAGUAAAAAUGGACCAAAUGCUAAUAAUUUAUUUGUGGUUAGUAUACCACUUCCAAGUGGGGAUUUUUAUUCUUUAGGAUUGGAUUUAAACAAUCCAAUAACAGCGAUGAAUAUGGAAAAAUUAUCGGAAGAAUCAUCAACGGGGCAAAAAAUAUAUUUAAUUGAUGAUGUUAAAACCGAAAUAACUAGAAGUAAUAAUUAUUAUUAAAAAUAAAAUGAUUUUAAUUUAUUUAUUUAAUCAAUUAUUAAACUACAA
Onthophagus taurus is the source of this 19158-nucleotide messenger RNA. NCBI's taxonomy places the organism in Eukaryota, Metazoa, Arthropoda, Insecta, Coleoptera, Scarabaeidae. The record is from RefSeq and is a predicted model, not a curated record.